This is a messenger RNA of Impatiens glandulifera, 1341 nucleotides long. RefSeq names its product spermidine synthase 1-like. The transcript is spliced from 9 exons. Gene Ontology annotation, molecular function: spermidine synthase activity. Gene Ontology annotation, biological process: spermidine biosynthetic process. Lineage: Eukaryota; Viridiplantae; Streptophyta; Magnoliopsida; Ericales; Balsaminaceae. The coding region runs from base 74 to 1114 and encodes 346 amino acids. The record is from RefSeq and is a predicted model, not a curated record. Gene Ontology annotation, cellular component: cytosol.
GAUUCGCAGUCUGCCAGUGCCACCAAUCCAACUUCGACGUAUCUUAGGGUUUGGAGAUAAACAGAGAACCUCCAUGGCGGACGAGAGCGGUGUCGCUUCUAUUGCUGUUGAUUUGCCAGUGAAGAGAGCCAGAGAGGAAGACCAGACCAACGAUAACACUCUACCUGUAUCCUCUGUUCCCGUUGGAAUGGAAGAGGACGACAACAAUAAUGUCGGCAAGGACUCGAAGUAUAUAUCCACAGUCAUUCCCGGAUGGUUUUCUGAGAUCAGCCCAAUGUGGCCUGGCGAAGCACAUUCACUGAAGGUUGAAAAGAUCUUGUUCCAGGGAAAGUCUGAUUACCAGGAUGUUAUGGUCUUUCAGUCUUCAACUUAUGGAAAGGUCCUUAUUCUGGAUGGUGUCAUACAAUUGACAGAGAGGGAUGAAUGUGCAUAUCAAGAGAUGAUAACCCAUCUCCCACUUUGCUCAAUUUCCAACCCGAAGAAGGUCUUGGUUAUUGGAGGAGGGGACGGUGGUGUAUUGCGUGAAGUGGCUCGUCAUAGUUCUGUUGAGCAGAUAGAUAUCUGUGAAAUCGACAAGAUGGUAGUCGAUGUCUCUAAAGAAUAUUUUCCAGCUGUAGCAGUAGGAUAUAAUGAUCCCAGGGUGAACCUACAUAUUGGUGAUGGAGUUGCCUUCUUGAAAGCUACUCCAAAAGGCACUUAUGAUGCAGUCAUAGUUGAUUCCUCCGAUCCAAUAGGACCUGCACAAGAGCUGUUUGAAAAGCCUUUCUUUCAAUCUAUAUCAAAUGCUCUUCGUCCUGGAGGUGUGGUUUGCACACAGGCUGAAAGCAUAUGGCUUCAUAUGAAGUUAAUUGAAGAUAUUGUGUCGAACUGCAGAUCGGUUUUCAAAGGCUCUGUAAACUAUGCAUGGACAACAGUUCCUACUUACCCAAGUGGGGUAAUUGGUUUCAUGCUUUGCUCCAAUGAGGGUCCACAAGUGGAUUUCAAGCACCCCGUGAACAAGAUAGAUGAUGAUGAUUCAAAGGGUCCAUUGAAGUUCUACAAUUCAGAGAUUCAUGAAGCUGCAUUCUGUUUGCCAUCCUUUGCAAAGAAGGUGAUUGACUCCAAGGCUAAAUGAGGGGUAUGACUUUCAUACAAGGGAAGAAGGGAAUUGAAUAAGUUGAGGUAUUAUUUGGAAGGAAGAUUAUCCGACCAUAUGUCUUUGAGAGUUGUAUGGUUUAUUUUUUAAGAUCUGCUUAGAGACAAUGAUUUAUAGUAUUUAUCUAUGUUUAAUUUGAACAAUGCUGUCAAACUAGCCAUGAAUUAUUUAUUGAUCAUGAUGAGAAACAGUUUUGCUUGCGUUUC